Molecule: messenger RNA, 786 nt
Organism: Penicillium verhagenii
Lineage: Eukaryota; Fungi; Ascomycota; Eurotiomycetes; Eurotiales; Aspergillaceae
Product: ureidoglycolate hydrolase
Exons: 1
Coding region: 1-786 (261 amino acids)
Biological process (GO): allantoin catabolic process
Molecular function (GO): ureidoglycolate lyase activity; ureidoglycolate hydrolase activity
Source: RefSeq, a predicted model, not a curated record
AUGGCGCCAAUUCUCACCUCUAACCCGACCCUCACAUUAACCCCUCAACCUCUUACACCGACCAACUUCGCACCAUUCGGCACGGCAAUCUGCUCUCCCAUCCCACGAGAUCUCAAUGUCGCUCCUAAGCCCUCCAAUCUCCCCCCGCAUAACCCAGCACCUGUCCUGGCAAACCAAAAUUCUGCGUUGAAAUACAGCCCCGUCUCCCCAAUGCUCGAUCGCUAUACAAGUAGUCCAACUGGGACGGCCAGCUCGGCACGCAUGACAAUGUUCUGCUGUUUCCCGCGCCAAUUGCGUACAAUCACCCAGGGUCGCAGCUCUGAGACGGAGGUAUUUGAUGUACGGAUACUGGAGCGCCACCCAUUCACCAACCAGACUUUCAUUCCCGUCGAUCUGUCAAGCCACUCGAAGGUUGGUGAUGGAGAGGAUGAACCUAGCUUCCUAGUUGUCGUUGCGCCUACUUUGAAGGGUGAGGUUGCUAUGGCGAAGAACUCCGAGGGCGAAAUCGUUACUAUUCGAGAUCCACCAGAUCUCAAGAAUAUCAAGGCAUUCAUUGCACACGGCGGGCAAGCUGUCACAUAUGGUGUUGGGACUUGGCAUGCGCCCAUGGUGGUUUUAGGUCGUCGACGCGUGGAUUUUGUUGUCGUGCAACAUGUGAAUGGAGUUGAUGAUGAGGAUUGCCAGGAGGCUGCAUUCGGGGAGGGCGUUACAGUGAAUCUAGGUGGAAAGGGAGAACAUGGACGAAAAGCGAACGAUCCACCUAAGCUGUGGACAGCAAAGCUCUAG